This is a messenger RNA of Pterocles gutturalis (yellow-throated sandgrouse), 1489 nucleotides long. It is a transcript of the gene SH3GL2, whose product is annotated as SH3-domain GRB2-like 2. Bases 59 to 1012 code for a protein of 317 amino acids. The record is from RefSeq and is a predicted model, not a curated record. Gene Ontology annotation, molecular function: protein binding. Gene Ontology annotation, cellular component: cytoplasm; presynapse; glutamatergic synapse. Gene Ontology annotation, biological process: synaptic vesicle uncoating. Lineage: Eukaryota; Metazoa; Chordata; Aves; Pterocliformes; Pteroclidae. The transcript has 8 exons.
AGUGAGUGAAAAAGUAGGAGGUGCAGAAGGAACCAAGCUAGAUGAUGACUUCAAAGAAAUGGAAAGGAAAGUGGAUGUUACCAGCAGGGCAGUUAUGGAAAUAAUGGCAAAGACGAUAGAAUAUCUUCAGCCUAAUCCAGCUUCUAGAGCUAAACUCAGCAUGAUAAACACUAUGUCAAAAAUUCGAGGCCAGGAAAAGGGACCGGGUUACCCUCAGGCUGAAGCCUUGCUGGCAGAUGCGAUGCUGAAAUUUGGUCGAGAACUUGGAGAAGAAUGCAACUUUGGACCAGCACUUGCAGAUGUGGGAGAGGCUAUGAAGGAGCUUUCAGAGGUCAAGGACUCUUUAGACAUGGAAGUGAAGCAAAACUUCAUUGACCCACUUCAGAAUCUCCAUGACAAAGAUCUGAGAGAAAUACAGCAUCACCUAAAGAAAAUGGAGGGUCGACGCCUGGAUUUUGAUUACAAAAAGAAAAGACAGGGCAAGCUCCCUGAUGAAGAACUUCGCCAAGCUCUGGAGAAAUUUGAUGAAUCAAAAGAAAUUGCUGAGUCAAGCAUGUUCAACCUUCUGGAGAUGGAUAUUGAACAAGUGAGCCAGCUUUCUGCUCUUGUACAAGCCCAGCUGGAGUACCACAAGCAGGCCACGCAGAUCCUACAGCGAGUUACUUCCAAGCUGGAAGAUAGAAUAAAAGAGGCAUCAUCUCAGCCCAGGAGAGAAUACCAGCCCAAACCCCGUAUGAGCCUGGAUUUCACAACUGGUGACAAUACUCAGCACAACGGAGGAAUAUCCCAUGCCACCACACCCAAACCAUCAGGUGCUCACAUGGAUCAGCCAUGCUGCCGAGCUCUGUAUGACUUCGAGCCAGAAAAUGAAGGGGAGCUGGGAUUUAAAGAGGGUGAUAUCAUUACCCUCACUAACCAGAUUGAUGAAAACUGGUAUGAGGGCAUGCUUCAUGGCCAGUCAGGUUUCUUCCCCAUUAAUUAUGUCGAUAUUCUAGUUCCAUUGCCCAAUUAGGGUUGCUGAUUCACCACCUCUGACCCAGAUAGUUGUGUCUGUACCACUGCUUUCAAAAUGCUGCUUCUUACACCUUACAAGUGCAAACUGCAGUGGUUAGAGUCAUCAAUUCCCACUGAGCAUCUUUGGUUUAUAUGUUGUCAUACUACGUGGUGGUGAUGCAUGGUAUCUUCUGACCCAGCAUCGUGUGGGUUAGUUCAUUGGCCAUGCUGGCCAGGUGGUAACCAGAGCCAUUACUGAGAUGAAGCUGGGAGGGUGAUGGCAACCAAAGCAGGUAACUCAUAGUGAAGUAGGAGAAAGUGAAGGUGGUAUUGGGAAGAUAAUGCCUAUCACCACUGUAUUACUUUGCAGUCUUAAUUGUCUAUAAAAAGAGGGAAAAGUUCUUGCCAUUCCAUUUUUCCCUUCCUAAUGAUACACAGGUCUAACACUGAUUAACCAGAAUUAUAUCUUCCAACCAAACUGGCUUGCUGUUCUCAC